Molecule: messenger RNA, 564 nt
Organism: Zygosaccharomyces rouxii
Lineage: Eukaryota; Fungi; Ascomycota; Saccharomycetes; Saccharomycetales; Saccharomycetaceae
Exons: 1
Coding region: 1-564 (187 amino acids)
Source: RefSeq, a predicted model, not a curated record
AUGAGAUUAUCUAUUGCUUUGGGGGUUACUUUUGGUGCUGUUGCAGGUUUGACAGCUCCUGUGGAAGAAGUUAAAAGAGAUGCCGAUGCUCAUUUUAUCGAAUUGGACCCAGGCCAACCAAUGUUCAAGAGGGAAGCUGAAGCUCAUUUUAUUGAGCUAGACCCGGGUCAGCCCAUGUUUAAGAGAGAGGCAGAAGCGGAAGCCCAUUUUAUCGAAUUGGACCCAGGCCAACCAAUGUUCAAGAGGGAAGCUGAGGCUGAAGCCCAUUUCAUUGAACUGGACCCAGGUCAGCCUAUGUUUAAGAGAGAGGCAGAAGCCGAUGCUCAUUUCAUUGAGUUAGACCCAGGUCAACCCAUGUUCAAAAGGGACGCUGAUGCACAUUUUAUUGAACUCGAUCCAGGCCAACCGAUGUUUAAGAGGGAAGCUGAGGCUGAGGCUCACUUUGUGGAAUUAGACCCUGGUCAACCAAUGUUCAAGAGAGAAGCAGAGGCGGACGCCCACUUUAUCGAGCUAGAUCCUGGUCAACCGAUGUUCAAAAGAGGUGAAAUCGAAUCUGCUGCAUGA